Messenger RNA from Hemicordylus capensis (graceful crag lizard), 411 nucleotides. It is a transcript of the gene PRXL2B, whose product is annotated as peroxiredoxin like 2B. The record is from RefSeq and is a predicted model, not a curated record. NCBI's taxonomy places the organism in Eukaryota, Metazoa, Chordata, Lepidosauria, Squamata, Cordylidae.
AUGUAUGCAAUGAAUGUGGAGCAACGGGACACAGACCACACAGCAGAUGAGCUGCUGGCAGUCAUCAGACGUCAAGCAUGGUGCAGUGGUAGAUCUAAGCAAGUAGGAGCCAAUAAACUGAAGCAUGCUGUCACUGGCGAGGAGGUUGAUCUCAAGAGCUUGUGGAAGGACCAUCCUUGUGUGCUGCUGUUCCUGCAUCACUUGGGCUACCUGGUGUUGUGGAUGGUAGAUGAGACAAGCAAGUUGAAAGAAACUCUGGAGGGCCACAAUGUACAUUUAAUAGGCAUUGUGCCAGCAGUAGGCGUUAAGGAGUUUCUGAGUGAGAAUUUCUUCAUUGGAGAACUCUGGGUGGAUGAGACACAACAAUGUUAUAAUGUUCUGGGUUUCAGGAGGUAUAGUGUAGUACCUUAA